GUGGUCGCGGUGCAGAAACACCACCUGGUCCAGGACAAGUUCGAGGGCGCACGGGUCGCCAUCGCGGUGCCCAAGCACCUAGGCGCUUCUUAUUUGCAGGACUGCGAGUCUUGCGACAUCGCCCCCAAGGAGGCGCCAGGUAGAGCGGCCGCCGUGUGGAUCGCAGCAGGCCGAAGAGCACUAUACGUGUCGAUCUACCUCUGGGCGGGUGAAGGCAUGAGCUUCCGCAGCCAGAAGUUGCUUGUAGAAGUCAUGCGUUACUUGGUCACCUCGGGCCUGCCGUGGAUCUUGGCAGGCGACUUCCAGCGGGCGCCGAAGGUCUUUGGCGAGGAGGUGAACCUUCAGAUCGCCGAGGGCGCCCUCGUCGCGCCAACCUCGGACCUGGGCGCUUGCAGGGGCUCCUGGGGCAACAGCGGCGCCAUCGACUACAUCAUCGUGUGCAAGCAGUUGGCGAGCGGGGUACAGUCUGUCUGGAUGCAGGAGGAACGGCCGUCGGCGCCGCAUAAGCCAGUGGAGCUCCGUCUGAGCCUCCGCGUGGUGGUGCAGUAUGUGCGCGUGCUGGUGCGGCCUCAGAGGCUGGAUGGCCAGUCGGUGGUGCGCGCCCCGCAGCCGCCGGAGUACGAGGCAGUUAAGCCUUUCACCAGCCAGGCCGUGGCCACCGCGGAGUACGCCAGGGUGGUUACAUCCACCGAGAAGGAGGCAUUUGCCCUGAUGGGGCCUGGAAUGGCAUGCCGACGAUCCGCGAGCGGGGAGAGGUACCGCGCCUCGUUGGCGCCUGCAGGAGGCCCGUUAGCCGCUGCAGCGCAGUCGCUCGAGGAGUGCUGUGAGGUAUGGCAGGUCGCCAGCUCCAAACAGCUGUUGCCACGCCCUUGGCUCAUUUGCGAGCGUCCGCCUAUGGAGCUCAGCCGCCUCAAGGAGGUAAUCCGGGGCUUCGAGCCCACCGCCCGCAUCGGGGUGGACAGGUGGCGCCCCGGAAUGCUGAGAGGGGUGUCAAACGAGGGCCUGCAGCAUAUUCUCGACAUCUCGCACAGGGUGGAAAGAACGCUGAUCUGGCCAGAGCAGACCUCCACCAUCCUGUAUAUACUCAUCCCCAAGACCUUCAAGAAUGACAGGUGGGCGGGCCCUCCGAGCACGCAGCCUGGGAGGUUGCUGGCGCGCGAGGGCGGGGGCGACCGCGACGUGGGCCCUGAAGCCCUGGCCGCCGCCACCGCCAUCUUGGAUUUGGUCAAGGCCUUCGAGAGGGUCAGCCUCCACAUCCUGUGUGAGCAGGGCGUCGAACAUGCUUUCCCGCUGGAAUUGCUGGCCGUGGUGGUGUCGUACUUCUCCAUGGCGAUGCGGCUGCAGGUGCGGGGCCCCCUCAGCGAGGCCGUCGGCACCGUCGCGGCGAUCAUCGCGGGCAACAAGUUUUCGGUGGCGCUGUUCGAGCUCAUUAUGACCAGCGCUAUGGACAGCCUUGUGCUGCGCUGCCCGCUGGCCAAGUGGCGGGUGGCGCCUGCGGUGUUGGACAAGUGCACCGAGGACUUCGGCCAGAUCGAACUUGCCCUCUCCCUCGGGGCCAAGGGCGUGGCGGCGCAGCUCGGCGGCGCGGCCUGGCUUAGGAAGGCGCUCGAAG
Messenger RNA from Prorocentrum cordatum, 1612 nucleotides. NCBI's taxonomy places the organism in Eukaryota, Dinophyceae, Prorocentrales, Prorocentraceae. The record is from the annotation of a GenBank genome assembly.